AUGACGAAAAUGUACACGUGCAUUGAAAUAUUUCCCGUGGAAUUAUGGCUUGAAAUCUUCCGAUAUCUCACAUGUAAACAUAUAGCUUUGGCAUUUGGUAGACUGAAUUCGUUCUUCGAUUCUAUUCUGAGUUCUCCUCAACUUCCAACGAUCAUUCGAGUACGAAUAGGCUUUGCUCCUGCAUGUCCUUCCGCCCAGAAUUUUGAAAAGUCCAGUGCGCUGAAGAUAGAAUGGAUUCAAGCAUUGGACACGUAUGAAACUAAGAGAAGUGGUUGCAUCAUACCAUUUCUUCAAAAUUACGCAUCGCGUCUGAUCAAUAUGCGUGUCUUGAAUGUUUAUAUUCGUGCAAAGCAUGCAGAGUCGAAGCUUUUUCGCCUUUGCAAAGCAUUACCUCAAUUACAUAGAUUGGAAGUUCUCAAUCUGAAUUGUAAAAGAAAUUUUAUAGACAAAUCACUUAGUAACUCUAUCGGUGAGUUAUUCACAACUAUUCUGCAACAUCGAAACUUACGCAAUUGCUCACUGAGUCUUUGGAAUUUACAGGAAACCACUUUCGACCGACAAUAUGUUCUUGAUUUACCAUUAAAUCACUCGAUACGAAAUCUCCGAAUCGAUAAUAUUGAGCGGAGGAUUCUCUUUGAUAUUAUUCCAUAUUUUCGUGGAUUACAAUCUCUCGGCGUCCAAUAUCAAACACAAGGAUAUAUUUUUGAUCAAACAGAUAUGUCUUAUCCAAUUCAAUCUUUGUCUCUUCCUGCAUUGUCGCGAUUGAAACUAUCUAUUUGUAAUUUGACAUUUCAACGACUGGAGCUGAUUUGUAAUGCUACGGAUGGCUGUCUUUGUCAUUUAGAUGUGGAUUAUUCUGUUUAUGUUUUCACAAAUCAUUAUGAAGAUUAUCUGGAUUAUUUCGAUCGAGCACGUUGGGCGAAACUAUUAGAAUCUGUCGCAGUUGCUCAUGUUGAUGUAAGGAUUCAUGCGUUGGAUGCUGUUUCCAAAGAUAUCAUUAGUAACAUAGCAAAAAAUGAUCCAUCGAUCAAAUGGAAUGAAAAUCGCACUGUAUCUUCCUAUGCCAGUUUGACUAUUAAAAAGUCUAACUAG
Adineta ricciae is the source of this 1092-nucleotide messenger RNA. The record is from the annotation of a GenBank genome assembly. NCBI's taxonomy places the organism in Eukaryota, Metazoa, Rotifera, Eurotatoria, Adinetida, Adinetidae.